Umbelopsis ramanniana AG is the source of this 1559-nucleotide messenger RNA. RefSeq lists its product as uncharacterized. NCBI's taxonomy places the organism in Eukaryota, Fungi, Mucoromycota, Umbelopsidomycetes, Umbelopsidales, Umbelopsidaceae. Gene Ontology annotation, molecular function: protein binding. The record is from RefSeq and is a predicted model, not a curated record. Gene Ontology annotation, cellular component: SCF ubiquitin ligase complex. Gene Ontology annotation, biological process: SCF-dependent proteasomal ubiquitin-dependent protein catabolic process. Bases 70 to 1485 code for a protein of 471 amino acids. The transcript has 2 exons.
CUCACUGCAACCUCGGGCCAUAUUGUCGCUCAGCAAAGUACUGUCGAUCGCUAAAUGGCACGACCCUAAAUGACCUCCCUACCUGAUCAGAAGCACCCAGGCCAUAUCACUCAGUUUGCUCCUGAGGUGGUUCUUCAAAUUACUAAUAAUCUCGGCAUACAAGAUAUUUUGGCUCUUUCAUCGUCAUGCCGAACAUUUUACCACAUGCUGACACAACGGCCGUUGUUGUAUACGCCACUUAUCCUCUCGCCAUAUGCCGAAAAAAUCACGAGCAAGACACUGUUUUCUAUCUUGAAAAGACACUCUACUCCUGCUAGCUAUAUUCAAGACCUGGACUUAAGCGGUUGCUACCAUUUAAGCUCAGAAUCAGUAAUUCACCUCGCGAAGAGAUACCCUCACCUUACAGACUUGGACAUUUCAGUAAAUCCAAGAAAAGGAAGGCUUGUACCCGGAAGAUACAGGGAAGCCGGCCAUGAUCUCGACUCCUCAACCGCUUACGCCAUAUCACAAAUGGCCCAUUUGACAUCACUGGAUAUUUCGGGAUGCACAUGGCGACUCAGCCAAGCCGACUUACAAACCAUUGCUCGUGGUCUUGGAAAAAAUCUGUUGGAGCUUCGUAUACUUGGUUUCGAGCCAACCGAUCUAACGCUAUUAUGCUUACGCCAGCAUUGUUGGAAACUUAAACUACUGCAUUUAAGUGGGGGAAAGCCAUUGAUGAUUUUCAAGCUAACUACCAUUGUACAUACUAUGAAAUCGCUCCAAGACAUUCGAGUUACUCAGAUCCGCGGAGGUGAUGUUGACAGCUUGGUACAAAAUCUGAAUCCAGAUACACAGUCACUCGAUCUCAGUGCGAAAAUGGACAUGUAUCCUUCAAGAGGGAGAGGUAUGCGAAUCGAAUCAGCCCUCAAUUUGACACCUAGGGGUUUCGAUGCUUUAUCGGCACUACAAUACCUUCAGGUUUUACGUUUGUCAAACUUAAGCUGGAUCUCAGAGGAUGCCGUCUCAAAAGUAAUACGCAAUCUCCCAUUGCUUAGUAAAUUCGAACUUCGAAUGUGGCCGGACAUAGAGUCUAGUGACCUUCGAACCUGCGAUGUGGUUACAACCCUUGUUCCUGACAAUGUGCCAAACCUGACAGAAAUCACCUUGGUCGGUGUUUCAAUUACACAAUCAACGGCUCUUGCUUGGUCAAAAUUCAAACAUUUGGAACAAAUAGAGUUGUCCGACAUCGGUGUAGAGGCAGGUUCGGGAAGUGGAUUUAUACGAAACUGGCUAAUGGAUAUGGUAUCUUUAGAAGCGUUACGAGUUACAAAAUGCGGAAUACAGUGGCAACAGGUUGCGGACAUUGUACGAAUGCGGGAUAGUGAAGCGGACGAUACAGAAGAUUGGGUAGAGCACAAUAUAGAUGAACUCGUAGGUAGCAUGCAAUACGAAGAUGAAGUAGUUAUUCGAAGGAGUCGUACAGGCUGGGAAUGGCGAUGGUCAUAAGCAAUAAAGAAAAGAAUAAAAACAUCACAAUAAAGGCGCUUUUUUAAAAAGUGUAAAAUUCGUCACGUGAACUC